Messenger RNA from Dentiscutata heterogama, 967 nucleotides. The record is from the annotation of a GenBank genome assembly. NCBI's taxonomy places the organism in Eukaryota, Fungi, Glomeromycota, Glomeromycetes, Diversisporales, Gigasporaceae.
ACAUCGAAAGAAAACCCAGAAUACUGUUCAGUAUAUCUCGUAGCGAUACCAAGUCAUGAAGAAGGAGGAACAACUUCAACAUGGACAAAUCGAGCUACUUAUUCUGCCGAUAUUUAUAUUAAGCAUCCAGAAACAUUUGUGGAGAUAAAGAAAGCAACUUUAGAUACGACAAAAUUCUCAGCGAUAAAACCAUUAAGAGGUUGGAAUAGAUUUUGCAAAAAACAUCUACUUCCCUCGGAUCAAAUAAUACUUGGUAUAGAGUUUGAUAAGACAGAAUUCGGCACCCCAGACGAGAAACCAAGAUUUCCCGGUAAUGGUAAGCCAUUCCCUGACGACUUGGUAACCGCAUGGGCUGAUCAAUUGAAUAAACCCGAGCAUGCAGAUGUUGAAUUCCGAGUUCAAGGGCAAUCUAUUUAUGCUAAUACUACAAUACUCACGCGACGAUCUGAAUACUUUCAAAGAAUGUUCGAGGGACGAUGGAUGGAAUCAAUCACUUACAACCAAAGUGAAGAGGAUCAAAUUCAAAAUGAACAGCAGCCACCACAACAACAAAUUCCAACACCUGAAGAUGAAGAUACUGAUAUGGAUAGUAACAUUUUGGGAAGUAAUUCAACAUUCUCUCAUAAACGAAGACGGGUCUCUGACAAGGUUAUAGAUUUUCAUCCAGACACAUUUCUCGAAAUGUUACGUUUUCUUUAUACCAAUCGUGUAUCAUUUGGACCCAGGGAUUCUCCAACGUCGGCCGUAAAUAUGUUCAAGAUUGCCGAUAAAUACUUGAUCGAAAAUUUGCAGCAACACGCUAAAGUAAAAUUAUGUCGGGGAGUGAAUGUGAAUAAUGCCGCAGAGUUUUUAUUUACGACCGCUUGGCAAUAUGACGAAUUACGAGACCACGUGAUGAGCUACGUGGUGCAAAAUUUUCAAAACGUAUGCAAGACUCCAGGAUUCAAAAACAUAACUUUGAAUUCUG